Messenger RNA from Salvia miltiorrhiza (redroot sage), 1298 nucleotides. RefSeq names its product 2-oxoglutarate-dependent dioxygenase 19-like. The record is from RefSeq and is a predicted model, not a curated record. The coding region runs from base 4 to 1176 and encodes 390 amino acids. The transcript is spliced from 5 exons. Lineage: Eukaryota; Viridiplantae; Streptophyta; Magnoliopsida; Lamiales; Lamiaceae.
AAAAUGAAGCUCAUUACCUCUAUAUAUACUUCCCUUACAACUCCCAUUUUAACCAAAUUACAAGGAAAAAAAAAAGAAAUUAAGCUGAAAAUGGCAUCAAUUGUUGCAGCUUCUGAUUCGUUUAAGCCCUUUGAAUUCGAUGCAACCCUAAAAGUUAUAGCAGAUUCUUCUUCUUUGAAAUCGGUCCCUUCAAAAUUCAACUUCAGCAAUGAGCGCACUGCUUUCACUUCCGACUCACUCCCCACCGUCGAUUUCUCAGCCCUCAUCGCCGGCGAUCCUCAUCAACGCUCGAAAGCCGUCGACGAUCUCGCCGCAGCAUGUCGAGAAUGGGGAUUUUUCAUCCUUGUGAAUCACGGCGUACCUGAGAGCUUGAUGGAAGCAAUGUUUAUCGCAGUGAAAGAAUUCUUCAGAUUGCCGGACUCGGAGAAGAAGCAAUUCGAAGCGAAGAGUGCUUCAGAUCCCAUCAAAUGUGGCAAUUUCAACGUCGCCAACACUUCAAACCAGAGCUUCACUCUAUGGAGGGAUUACCUUAAGCUCUACGUGCAUCCCAACUUCCAUUGCCCUCACCAACCCCAACUCUUAAGGGAUGCGGUGUUGGAAUACACCCAAAUCACCAGAAAACUAGCUACUACGCUAAUCGAGGCUGUAUGCGAAGCUUUAGAAUUGAAUCAACGCUACGUGGAUGAAAUAUUGAAGAUGGAUUCGAGUUUUCAAAUGUUUGCGACGAAUUACUAUCCACGCUGCCCUCAGCCCGAUCAAGCCAUCGGCAUUCCGGCGCAUACAGAUCCAGGUUUGUUCACGUUUCUCAUACACAACGGCGUCGAUGGUCUGCAGAUUGAGCAUGAUGGCAAAUGGUUCAACGCUGAUUCACCUCAGAAUUCUAUUUUGGUUAAUGCAGCUGACCAACUUGAGAUUUUCACAAACGGGAGGUGUAAGAGCGUGAAGCAUAGAGCGGUGGUGAAUGAGGAGAGAGAGAGGAUCUCGAUCGUGGUGGCGAAUGGUCCGUCCGGGGAGGCAGUGGUGGGGCCGGCGGCGGCGCUGGUGGAGAAGGACGGCGGCGCGAAGUAUAAUGCAAUGAAGUAUGAAGAGUACGUGGAGUCGCAACUCACCAAAUCUCGUGUUGAUGGAAAAUCCCUCUUGGAACAACAAAUGAUAUUCAUCAACAACUCUAAUUAAAUUUGCACGCGAAAAUAAAUAAUAAUGAAAAAGGAAUUUAUAAGAUUUUAAUUAGCAGAGCGUGGCCUCCACAUGUAUUAGACGUGCAAGAAUAUUUUUUCUUCAACGUACUUUUUAUUUUC